This is a messenger RNA of Manis javanica (Malayan pangolin), 3294 nucleotides long. Its product is annotated as neutral alpha-glucosidase AB. Gene Ontology annotation, cellular component: integrator complex; glucosidase II complex. Gene Ontology annotation, biological process: carbohydrate metabolic process; snRNA 3'-end processing; N-glycan processing. Lineage: Eukaryota; Metazoa; Chordata; Mammalia; Pholidota; Manidae. The record is from RefSeq and is a predicted model, not a curated record. Gene Ontology annotation, molecular function: carbohydrate binding; glucan 1,3-alpha-glucosidase activity.
CGGUUCCUUUCGGGGCUAUUCGUUAGCGCGCAUGCGCUGCCUGCGCUCCGCUGCUCUCGCCUCGGUCGCGGGCUCUGGGAUGUCCGCGUUGUGCGACCCUCCCGGGGCCCCAGGGCCUCCCGGGCCUGCUCCGGCCACCCACGGUCCCGCGCCGCUCAGUGCUCAGGAGCUGUCCCAAGAAAUCAAGGCCUUUCUGACUGGUGUUGACCCUAUUCUGGGCCACCAACUCUCGGCCCGGGAACAUGCUCGCUGCGGUCUUCUCCUGCUCCGCUCUUUGCCGCCUGCUCGGGCGGCUGUGCUUGAUCACUUACGAGGAGUCUUUGAUGAGAGUGUCCGGGCCCACCUGGCUGCCCUGGAUGAAAGCCCUGUGUCUGGCCCACCUCACCUCCGUCCACCCCCAUCCUCCCAUAUCCCUGCUGGAGGACCUGGUCUAGAGGAUGUGGUACAGGAAGUGCAGCAGGUGCUGUCUGAGUUUAUCCGGGCCAACCCAAAGGCUUGGGCACCUGUCAUUAGUGCAUGGUCCAUUGACCUCAUGGGCCAACUGAGCAGCACAUACUCAGGCCAGCACCAGCGUGUCCCUCAUGCCACUGGCUCUCUCAAUGAAUUGUUGCAGCUGUGGAUGGGCUGUCGGGCAACACGCACAUUAAUGGACAUCUAUGUUCAGUGCCUCUCGGCUCUCAUUGGUAGUUGCCCAGAUGCCUGCGUGGAUGCCUUGCUGGAUACAUCUGUCCAACAUUCCCCACACUUUGACUGGGUUGUAGCCCAUAUUGGCUCCUCCUUUCCUGGUACCAUCAUCUCCCGAGUUCUCUCCUGUGGCCUUAAGGAUUUCUGUGUUCAUGGUGGGGCCGGAGGUGGAGUCGGUAGUAGUGGAAGCUCUUCUCAGACCUCCUCUACAGACCCCUUCCCUGGAUCUCCUGCUAUGCCUGGAGAGAAACGGGUGCCUAAGAUUGCAUCAGUUGUAGGCAUCCUAGGGCACCUGGCUUCCCGCCAUGGAGACAGCAUCCGACGGGAGCUCCUACGAAUGUUCCAUGAUAGCCUGGCAGGGGGUACUGGGGGCCGGAGUGGGGAUCCCUCCCUUCAGGCCACGGUUCCCUUCUUACUACAGCUGGCGGUCAUGUCGCCAGCUUUGCUGGGUACAGUCUCUGGAGAGCUGGUAGAUUGCCUUAAGCCCCCAGCUGUGCUAAGCCAGCUGCAGCAACACCUGCAGGGAUUCCCUCGAGAGGAGCUGGACAACAUGCUGAACCUGGCUGUGCACCUGGUGAGCCAGGCCUCUGGGGCAGGUGCCUACCGCCUGUUGCAGUUCCUGGUGGACACAGCCAUGCCUGCCUCAGUCAUUACUACCCAGGGCCUGGCUGUGCCAGACACCGUGCGUGAGGCCUGUGACCGGCUGAUCCAGCUGCUGCUGCUGCACCUGCAAAAACUGGUUCAUCACCGGGGUGGGGCUCCUGGAGAAGGGGUGCUAGGCCCACCACCACCCCCUCGCCAUGUGCCCUUUCUAGAUGCUCUAAGAAACCAUGUAGGGGAGCUGUGUGGAGAGACAUUACGGUUGGAACGGAAACGCUUCCUCUGGCAGCACCAGCUCCUGGGCCUGCUCUCUGUCUAUACCCGACCUAGCUGUGGACCUGAGGCCUUGGGUCAUCUCCUGAGUCGGGCCCGAAGCCCUGAAGAAUUGAGUCUGGCCACCCAGUUGUAUGCAGGGCUGGUGGUCAGUCUCUCUGGCCUCCUGCCUCUUGCAUUCCGAAGCUGCCUGGCUCGGGUACACGCAGGGACUCUGCAGCCUCCCUUUACCGGUCGGUUCCUGCGCAACUUGGCACUGUUAGUUGGAUGGGAACAGCAGGGUGGUGAGGGUCCUGGAACACUAGGGGCCCGGUUUGGGGAGUCAGCCUCAGCCCAUCUGUCCGACCUGGCUCCUCUCCUGCUACAUCCUGAAGAAGAAGUAGCUGAAGCUGCUGCCUCUCUCCUGGCCAUUUGUCCCUUUCCUCCAGAAGCCCUGUCCCCCUCCCAACUCCUGGGACUGGUGAGAGCUGGAGUGCAUCGCUUCUUUGCCUCUCUGAGGCUGCAUGGCCCAGCUGGUGUGGCUUCGGCCUCCCAGCUUCUGACCCGCCUCUCUCAGACUUCCCCAGCUGGGCUCAAGGCUGUCCUGCAGCUGCUUGUUGAGGGAGCCUUACAUCGGGGCAACACGGAACUGUUUGGAGGGGAAGUGGAUGGGGACAAUGAGACUCUUUCAGUCUCAGCUCCUUUGGCUUCUGCCUCCCUGUUGGACACAAACCGGCGUCACACUGCAGCUGUUCCUGGCCCUGGAGGGAUUUGGUCUGUUUUCCACGCUGGAGUCAUUGGCCAUGGCCUUAAGCCGCCCAAGUUUGUCCAGUCACGCAAUCAGCAGGAAGUGAUCUAUAACAACCAGAGCCUCCUCAACCUCCUGGUGCACUGCUGCAGUGCCCCUGGGGGCACUGAAUGUGGGGACUGCUGGGGGGCUCCCACCCUGAGCCCUGAGGCAGCCAAAGCAGUCGCAGUGACCUUGGUGGAGAGUGUGUGUCCAGAUGCAGCUGGUGCAGAGCUAUCCUGGCCCCCUGAGGAGCACGCGCGGGCCACCGUAGAGAGGGAUCUUCGCAUUGGUCGGCGCUUCCGAGAACAGCCCCUGCUCUUUGAGCUGUUAAAGUUGGUAGCAGCUGCUCCCCCAGCUCUGUGCUACUGCUCCGUGUUGCUGCGGGGGCUGCUGGCUGCCCUCUUGGGGCAUUGGGAAGCCUCUCGCCACCCUGAUACAGCCCACUCUCCCUGGCAUCUGGAGGCAUCCUGCACUCUGGUGGCUGUCAUGGCUGAGGGAAGCCUCCUACCACCAGCUCUGGGUAAUAUGCACGAGGUAUUUAGCCAACUGGCACCUUUUGAAGUGCGUCUUCUGCUACUCAGUGUCUGGGGCUUUCUUCGGGAGCAUGGGCCCUUGCCCCAGAAGUUCAUCUUCCAGUCAGAGCGGGGCCGCUUCAUCCGGGACUUUUCCAGGGAGGGUGGGGGCGAGGGUGGGCCCCAUUUGGCCGUGCUGCACAGUGUCCUCCACCGAAACAUUGACCGCCUGGGCCUCUUCUCUGGCCGUUUUCAGGCACCUUCACCGUCCACUCUUCUUCGGCAGGGGACAUAGCCUUUUCCUUAACCCCAGAGGCUGAGGGAGGUUGAGCUGUGGGGUAGGAAGCCAAGGUGUUGCAGAAAGGUGGAGGUUUCUAAGACCUUGGCCUAAGGAGCGCUGUCACGUUUUUCCUCCCCAGCUCUUUUUUCUGAAUAAAAUUUGCCGAGUUGAGAAAA